Molecule: messenger RNA, 7208 nt
Organism: Equus quagga
Lineage: Eukaryota; Metazoa; Chordata; Mammalia; Perissodactyla; Equidae
Gene: UBASH3B
Product: ubiquitin associated and SH3 domain containing B
Exons: 14
Coding region: 860-2704 (614 amino acids)
Biological process (GO): negative regulation of bone resorption; negative regulation of signal transduction; platelet aggregation
Cellular component (GO): cytoplasm
Molecular function (GO): protein tyrosine phosphatase activity; protein binding
Source: RefSeq, a predicted model, not a curated record
CUGGGUUCUGCAUGGUCUAUAGGAAGCAAAACCUUUUAUCUGCUCCUUAUGGCUUGGCCUUCUGGUUCAUUAAUGUCAACCAUCAGUUCGCCCAACUUCCAUUAUUAACCCCAUCUAGAACGACGUGAAACUUGAAAUGGGUUCGUCUGGUGUCUUGAGGCCCUGCUGGCCUUAUAUGCAAGCCAUGGAGAAGGUUGGGGCGCUGGGAAUGACUCUCCGCAACCAACACACACAGGCAGACUUCGCCGGUUCGAAUCCUCCGCCUAGAAGCGCCGUCUAUAAGGUUGUUCCCGGCCUCUAGCGGCCUUCGGCAGUGCUGCAGCUUUAAGAGAGGGGCGGGGCCCGGGUGCAGCCAAGGCAGGGCCAGCCCACAAGGCUCCUUUUCCUUUUUGAUCCAUUCAAAAAUUACUCAUUGCAAAUUCCCGGACUGCUAGGAGAGGAGAAGGAAGGGGGCGGAGAAGAGAGGGCUGCUGCAGGCGCCGCGCUGGGGGCACCAGGGGGCCCGAGCAGCUGACGGCUGGUCCGGCAGAAGCAGCUCGCGGGCCGUUCUGGCACCGGUGGCCUCACCAGGAAGCGUCAGUCUCGACACUGGGGAAGCUCCGAACGCCGCCUCCCCCGCCGCUGCCGCCGCCGCCGCCUCCCGCCCAGCUCCCGGUCCCCGAGCCCGUGCCCCUGCCCCAGGCCGGCUCCCUCCUCCUCCCGGACGCUUCGGCUCGGGUGCCUUCCCCGGCGAUGGCUGGCCGCUGAGCCAUGGCUCAGUACGGCCACCCCAGCCCGCUCGGCAUGGCCGCGAGAGAGGAGCUGUACAGCAAAGUCACCCCGCGGAGGAACCGCCAGCAGCGCCCUGGCACCAUCAAGCAUGGAUCGGCGCUGGACGUGCUCCUCUCCAUGGGGUUCCCCAGAGCGCGCGCACAAAAAGCCUUGGCAUCCACAGGAGGAAGAAGUGUUCAGGCAGCAUGUGACUGGUUGGUUAUUCUCCCACGUCGGUGAUCCCUUCCUGGAUGACCCUCUGCCCCGGGAGUACGUCCUCUACCUCCGCCCCACUGGCCCCUUAGCACAGAAGCUCUCCGACUUUUGGCAACAGUCGAAGCAGAUCUGCGGGAAGAACAAGGCACACAACAUCUUCCCACACAUCACCCUCUGCCAGUUCUUUAUGUGUGAGGACAGCAAGGUGGACGCCCUGGGGGAAGCCCUGCAGACCACCGUGAGUCGCUGGAAGUGUAAGUUCUCAGCCCCGCUGCCCCUGGAGCUCUAUACCUCCUCCAACUUCAUUGGCCUCUUCGUGAAGGAAGACAGCGCAGAGGUCCUCAAGAAGUUUGCCGCUGAUUUUGCUGCAGAGGCGGCAUCCAAAACCGAAGUACAUGUGGAACCUCAUAAGAAGCAGCUGCAUGUGACCCUGGCUUACCACUUCCAAGCUAGCCACCUACCCACCCUGGAGAAACUAGCCCAGAAUAUUGAUGUGAAACUAGGGUGUGACUGGGUGGCUACCAUAUUCUCUCGGGACAUCCGAUUUGCUAACCAUGAGACAUUACAGGUGAUCUACCCUUACACGCCACAAAAUGAUGAUGAGCUGGAGCUGGUCCCUGGGGACUUCAUCUUCAUGUCUCCCAUGGAGCAGACCAGCACCAGCGAGGGCUGGAUCUAUGGCACAUCCUUAACUACCGGCUGUUCGGGACUCCUGCCCGAGAACUACAUUACCAAGGCUGACGAAUGCAGCACCUGGAUCUUUCAUGGUUCUUACUCGAUCUUGAAUACAUCAUCUUCCAAUGCUCUGUCAUUUGGUGAUGGCAUAUUGGAGAGGCGACAGUAUGAGGACCAGGGCCUGGGGGAGCCAACUCCCCUGACUAUCAUCUGCCAGCCCACGCAGGCUCUGAGAGUCAAUAGCCAGCCUGGCCCUCAAAAGAGAUGCCUCUUUGUGUGUCGGCACGGUGAGAGGAUGGAUGUUGUGUUUGGGAAGUACUGGCUAUCCCAGUGCUUUGAUGCCAAAGGCCGCUACAUACGCACCAACCUGAACAUGCCUCACAGUUUACCUCAGCGGAGCGGUGGUUUCCGGGAUUAUGAGAAAGAUGCUCCAAUCACCGUGUUUGGAUGCAUGCAAGCAAGACUAGUGGGUGAAGCCCUAUUGGAGAGUAACACCAUUAUUGACCACGUCUACUGCUCCCCAUCCCUGCGCUGCGUUCAGACUGCAUACAACAUCCUGAAAGGUUUACAACAAGAAAAUCACUUGAAGAUCCGUGUAGAGCCAGGCUUAUUUGAGUGGACAAAAUGGGUUGCUGGGAACACGUUACCUGCGUGGAUACCUCCAUCAGAGUUAGCUGCAGCCAACCUGAGUGUUGAUACAACCUACAGACCUCACAUUCCAGUCAGCAAAUUAGUGGUUUCAGAAUCCUAUGACACUUAUAUCAGUAGAAGUUUCCAAGUAACAAAAGAAAUAAUAAGUGAAUGUAAAAGUAAAGGAAAUAACAUCCUGAUUGUGGCCCACGCGUCUUCCCUUGAAGCGUGCACCUGCCAGCUUCAGGGCCUGUCACCUCAGAACUCCAAGGACUUUGUACAGAUGGUCCGAAAGAUCCCAUAUUUGGGGUUUUGUUCCUGUGAAGAAUUAGGAGAAACUGGAAUAUGGCAGCUGACGGACCCACCCAUCCUUCCUCUUACUCAUGGACCAACUGGGGGCUUCAACUGGAGAGAGACCUUGCUGCAAGAAUAAACCACACAGUGAACGAGAAGAGAAGGCUUUAGAAAGCCUUUGGGAGAAGUGUCUUUUCAUGUGUUUUAGUAACAGUGGAAAAUUCUGCACCACAUUCUAAGCGGACAGCUCAGAAUAAUUGAGCAUGUUUCCUUUCAUGCUUUAAAGCUCUUCUAAUGAGACUGUGUGAAUGAGAGAAAGACUUGAUUCAGGGAUAAAAUGCAUUCUCUCUGGACUCUUAACAAGGCUUUCGAGAAUUGUCUUCCGAAAUCGAGGCACCUGCCACAGCAGAGAAUGUGCUCUUCCUUCCAUCUAUGCAUGGCUAAGGAGCCUGAGUCCUCCCAAAGGGAGAUGCCAGCCCAUUCUGAGGAAGGAGCACGUCCAGAAUCCAGCUGGGGGGACACUGGGCUGCCAGUUUGGUGAGGGGAUUUUCUUUUGAACUCCAUGUUCCAGUUAGGCAAAGCCAAGCUGAAGAAUUCUUUUAAGGUUACUGGAAAACAUGCCCCCACAGCGAGUUGUUCUUAGGUUACACAUCGAAUUCUACCCUCAAGGUGACCCAUAUACACCAAUGCUGCUGGCUCGACACCUGCUUGAAGACGCUACCGUUUACCCUGGUACCGCCACAUUUUCUCUAGAGCAGCUGGCUACGGCUUUUUGCUACAGCCUUUCCCCCUUGCUUCUAUGUGUGAAAUGGGGAGACAAAGCACUUUUGGAUACUCAGGAGGAAGAUAAAUGUGUGAAAUAUUCAGUUGUAGGAGCAAAGAAUUUGCAAAAUAGAAAGUGACCUGGAAUCAUGUGUGUUGUAGCCUAACGAGCCACAGCACUUCUAAAUCACCAUGAUUUGCUCGUCUUUGCCCCUAGAGGCUGGGCUAUGUUAACUAGUUAAGGAUGUUGACAUUUUGAAAGGACGUAUGUUAGAUGCAUUAUUUGAGUUAGCAAGAAGCUCAUUCUUGUGCAAUAUGGACAUCUUUACAAACCAUACCAAGGGUGAGGUCGUUGUACACUUACAGUACGUGUCAGUCACCACAGAACAUCCACAAAUGCAUCAGCUGUACCAGGGAUGUAUAAUGAUGUCAGGGAACUAAUUGAAAUGAUAACAGUCACGACUGCACUGCUGCUUGUGCUGUCGUUUUUAUUUGUGUGUUUGUUUUUCUACGAUAAUUUAAAAUAUGCAGGUAGGGCUACUCGAGGAGAGUUGAGAGAGCUACAUCCUGUGGUCUCUUAUCAUACCUACUUCCUGAAUUUAGAGGCAGUUAAUUUAAAAGAAAAAUCAGUGACAAUCAAACCAAAAACAUCAGUUAUCAAUGUCUGUUUAAUUGUGUGACUAGCUGACUGUUGACAGCAACAGACAACGGUCUGGUAUGGAAUCGUUCACUGUGUAGAAUAUGUGUGCAAAAUGAAAUCCCAGGCAUUUAAAGGGAACAUUAGUGUAAAACAAAUCAAUAUACAUUGUAGCAUUGAAUAAGCUUCAAAACCCAGAUACAUAAAACAUAUGGCAUAUAAAAAUGGAUCUGUGCUCCUAUUUGAAACCAGAAUUUGAUGAUCCCUGAAAAGAAGAGGAAGUGAAAGGAUGCUGGCUAUGUAUACUAAUCAGCAAGAGGAUUCUAGUUGGGGUUUUUUUAAGUCAAAGAAAUAUGUCAUGAAUUUUACAUUUGAAGAAUCAAAUGUUGAUUUCUUCUAGCGUAGCAUUGCACAAACAUUGAUCCAGCUUCUGAGUACAGAAAUAACUCUGUGCUGACAUCAUUGAGUAAUACACAGGUUUCAACCUUAAAAUGGGAGAAAUAUUCCCAUUAAAAGUUUUAAGAGAAAAAUCACAUUACAGCUAAUGUAAUGUCACUGCCAUUCAUUCUUUUAUCUAUAGCGAAGUGAAUCCACUGUUUAAUCAGAUCUAUAAUGUUUAGUGGUUCUCCACAAAUAUUCCUGGACUUUCAGCGCUCAGAAUAAUGCUGGAAGCUCUCAUCCGAUUUCUGUGAAAACUGUAGCAGUGUGUACAGAAGAAAGUUCAAAUAGGUUAGCCUCUCCCUCCCUCUCAGUUGUCUUAGUCCUAUGGUGACCUGAUAGAUCAGCUUAGCUGGGGUACAAUCCAUUGUCCUUCGUCCAAUAUGGACAGAGACUUAGGCUGCUGUCUAUAUGAGCAAAAGGAGGCAGAGAUCUGAAAUAAUUUUCUGAAUAAUUUAGGUGGAAAACCCUGAAUAAAACAGUUUAUUCCUCUGCUUUAAUUAUCCGGAUUGUUUAUUAAAAUGGCCUGAAUGAUCUGAAUUCAUAUUAAAUCCUCUUUUCACCUCCUUAAAAACUAAGCUUGGACUCCAACUGAGGAAAUUCUUUGGAAGUCAUGUUGAAUUUCUGUGUAAUUAAAGGAACAGACAGCUAUAUCACAUGAUUUCAUAUUCAUCCAAAAAUUCUAGGUUGAUAUUCCAAGUGAAGUUCAGGCUAGUUCUUUUGGAUCUGAGGCUGAUGCCUAUUAAGAACAAAUAUUGGUGGGGGAAGGGGUAUAGGGGAGAAAGAAGGAAGAAAGGAAGAGAGGAGGGAAGGAAGGAAGGAAGGAAAUGCCAGAUAAGAGGAACCAAAUGGUUUCUUGUAGAGAGGAAUUUUUUUAACGUAGAAAAUUACCUGAAACAAACUGAGAUGAAAUUAACUAAAAGAUUUAAUCUGGGAUUGAAAGUCUGAAACAGUUUGCUGCUUGUACAAGUGCCACGUCAAUCUGCUAAUGCCCCAGUAUUAUUCAUAGAUAGGACUUUGGUUUCGGUGAUUUUAAAAUGCCACAUCUAUUCCUCUGUGGACUAGAAUAAUUGGCACAUUUUAAUGCACAAGCUAGGGGGGUCAAUUUCCCAAGCUCUCUUCUCCAUCACUGCAUUGGUAGCUAGGAGCUUAUUGCUUCACCCCAGUAUGGAGUUCAGAAUACAGUGUUUCCAUUACAUUUAGAUUCAUAGAAUCUGAAUGGCUGAUUAAAUGGCCAUCUGAUGGCUGAAAGAGGGGGGGUAUUCUUCACCCUAUAGUGAAAGGCUUGGAGGAGUUUCUACUUUUUAUUUGAAUUAUACUUUAACCAAAGAAUUAUUUUAAAAUAACCUUAUAUUUGAAAGAUGAUUUUGCAAAAAAUAAAAAUAAAAAUAAAAAAAAUCUUCUGGAGUGAUGUCGGUUUGGUAAAUCAUUGUUGAUAAUUUUCUUGCAUUUUAGGCCGAUGCGGUCAUUUUCCUGUCAGUGGUGUUUGGAAUACACGUAGAUUGUCAUCCAGCUGUGCUUAGCAUUGCCAUCAAUGUAUCUUUUCCACUCAACUAGCUGUGUUCGUAUUAAACGAAGUCUUUUAUUUCCAUUACCUAGUGUCAUUGGGAACUAAUUGAAGAGCUACAAUAAAGAGAAGUUCCUAUCUCAUUGCCUUUGCAGAAAGGCGUCCCUGUGUAGCAAAAAGGGAGGCAUUCCUCCGAAACCUAGGCACUCCGCAACUCCAGUGUUUAAUUUGCAAGCAGUGAUGAAUUGCUCUUUUGAAUUUACUCUAAGUGAUGUGUGUGUUAGAAUACAGAUGAACCGCCUUUAAUUUUCACAGGCACAGUCACAACUGUACUGUGUCUGCACGAACUUCUCAGAUAAUGAGGCGCAGGGUUAUUUGCAUUUAAAUUGAAGUCCCGCACACGUGUGAGAACGAAGAGGCGUUAGUCGGUUGCCUGCCUUGCUAGGAGAGAUGAAACUGGCGGAGGAGGGUGGGGAAAAGAGCGAUUUAACAUCUAUUUAGGUUAAUAUUCACUUUACAAAGGUGAUGGGGGAUAUUUUAUAGGUGAGGGCAGAUGCUUUUCAUGUUUAAACAUAGGAUUAAAAUUGGAUUUGCUUCUCUUUAAUACUUCAAAAUAUUGAAUUUUCCUAGGAAAGUGACUAGCUAUAACAAAAAUUCAAGGGGAUGAAAAAAAUGGCCUUUAAAUACAGAAGAAAUAACCUGAUUUUUAAAUACAUAUAAUAUUAUGUUCAGUGUAUGUAGGUUUAAAAUUAUAGUGAUGAGUAGUCAAACCUAAUAUACAAUCAGUUCUUACAAAUGUUUUCCCAGUACCAAUUAGCUGCCAUUACACAAAAAUUUGGAAUUUUGUAGCUGUUCAACUAUUCUUGGACUCUGUACAGGAUACACAUGUAUAAUGGGAAAUGUGUCUGGUUCUUUGAUUGCCACUCAAGAUGGGAACACCAUCCUGAAGCAUUUUCGUUAUGCAUAGACCAUUCUAAACCUACUGUUUUGGGAGGUAUAUUGGUUUCUUUCUCAUUUAUAAGGCUAUUGUAUCAUUUUUUUCUAUGUGAUUGAGGUGUAUUUAUUUGAAGAAAAAGUUUUGUAAUUAUAAAAAAGAAAACCACACCUAAUUGUAUUGCCAAAUUCCUUGUAAACUACCUGUGGCAUUUGUGUUUUCCUGGCUGCGUGCUCUUCCCCUAGAUACAGCUCUGGCAUCAUUGUAAUUAGUUCAUUCCAUUCUGUGAGCAUCUCCGUUUAAGUGGAUCAUAGACGGUUUAAUAAAGAGGAACUGUGUCCUCAGUCGAUCCAGAGCGAUCUCAU